UUUAGCGCAGCAUGACGCAAAAUGCGUAUUGCAUAAUAUUAUAGAGGCGUUCAGUUCACUUGGUUGCACAUACAAAACGCUUGUAAAGGCAGACAGGUAGAAGCAGCCGGACGUAACAUGGCAGCAGUAAAAGCAUGCAAUAUCUUGAUCACCGGAGCCAACCGGGGCUUGGGCUUUGAAACAGUUAAACAACUCUUGGAGGACUCUUGUCCAAAACGUCAUAUUUUUGCCACCUGCCGUGACCCAGAUGGACCAAAGUCUGAGGCGUUGAGAGAACUGGCAAAAAAGCAUCCAAGUGUCAUCACUAUCAUUCGUCUUGAUGCUGAUGAUCCAUCCAGUAUCAAAGAGUCUGCCAAGAAAGUGGGAUCUCUACUGGGAAACAACGGUUUGAACCUGCUUGUGAAUAAUGCUGCAAUCGUGGCAAGAGGCACAAUUCAGACAAGCAGUGUUGAGGACUUGAAAAACACCUUCAACACCAAUGUGAUAGGACCCUUAUUAAUCAUUAAGGAGUAUCUUCCUUAUCUGCAAACAGCAGCCAAAGCCAGCGGGACACCAGGCUUGUCUUGUAAUAAAGCAGCUGUCAUCAACAUCUCCACAGUGGGGGGAUCCAUAACCAGAAUGCCUUCCUUAUACGAACAAUUCCCAGUGUUGCCAUAUUGCGUUAGCAAGGCAGGUUUAAACAUGCUGACUGUGUUAGCUGCUGAAGAGUUAAAGGCUGAUGAGAUCCUCUGCAUGGCCCUUCACCCAGGAUGGGUGAGAACUGAACUGGGUGGAGAAAAAGCACCACUUGAACCAAAAGAAAGUGUGGAGGGGAUGCUGAGUGUCAUUGGCAGCCUUACUGAGCAGCAGCAUGGUGGAUUUUUAGACUACACUGGAAAAACAAUUCCCUGGUAAACUAGAAGAACGAAAUCUCACCUAUACGAGAGGUCACGAUUCAAGUCUACUGCCCUGUUUAAUCAAUGAGCCAUAAUCAUAACCACUUAAGCCAGCAUGUUUAUGACAUGCACAUAAUUUUGCAUCAAAUGUAAUUGUAAUAUAAUAAAACACUUAACGAAGCAAUAAAGUCUUUUCUACUGUC
Molecule: messenger RNA, 1078 nt
Organism: Labeo rohita (rohu)
Lineage: Eukaryota; Metazoa; Chordata; Actinopteri; Cypriniformes; Cyprinidae
Product: C-factor-like
Exons: 6
Coding region: 118-894 (258 amino acids)
Source: RefSeq, a predicted model, not a curated record